CGGGAGGGCGGCGGCCCGGCCCCGCCGCCCCACGAGCCCAUCAGCUUCGGCAUCGACCAGAUCCUCAGCGGCCCCGAGCCCCCGGGGGGCGGCGCGGGCCCGGCCCGGGCGGCGGGCGAGCCCGACUACGGGCUCUACGGCGGCGGCUACGGCCCCGCCUGCUCGCUCGGCUCCUACAACCUCAACAUGAGCAUGAACGUGAGCGUGAACGUGACCCCCGCGCCCGCCGCGCCGCCCGCCGGGGUCAUCCGCGUCCCGGCGCACCGGCCCGCGCCCGCCGCGCCGCCCGCCGCGCCGCAGCCCGUGCCCGGGCUCUCGGGACUCACUUUCCCCUGGAUGGAGACGACGCGGCGCAUCGCAAAGGACCGGCUCUCAGCUGCGCUGUCGCCCUUCGCGGCAACCCGGCGGAUCGGGCACCCCUACCAGAACCGCACGCCGCCCAAGCGGAAGAAGCCGCGCACCUCCUUCAGCCGGGUGCAGAUCUGCGAGCUGGAGAAGCGCUUCCACCGCCAGAAGUACCUGGCAUCGGCCGAACGCGCCACCCUGGCCAAGGCCCUCAAGAUGACAGAUGCCCAGGUCAAAACCUGGUUCCAGAACCGCCGCACCAAGUGGAGGAGGCAGACGGCGGAGGAGCGCGAGGCGGAGCGCCAGCAGGCCAACCGUCUGAUGCUGCACCUGCAGCAGGAGGCCUUCCAGAAGAGCCUGAGCCAGCCGCUGCCCCAGGACCCGCUCUGCAUGCACAACUCCUCCCUCUACGCCCUGCAGAACCUGCAGCCCUGGGCUGAGGACAAUAAGGUGACAUCCGUCUCAGGGGUGGCCUCUGUGGUGUGAGCCCACUGCGGAGCAGAGGGGACUGCCUGGCCCCUGCUCCCUGGGGGCCUCGGACUCAGUGGAGGUGGUGGGCAGGAGGCGGCCAGCGGGGUCGGAGCCUGUACCUCCAUCCCCGUGGCAGGAAGGGGGUUUCUGUUUCCCAGGAAGGCUCCUGCAUGGCAGCCCCCUCCCCUUGCCUUCCCCAUACUGUGGCCAGCCCCACCUGGCUCCUGCCUUGCCGUCCCGGAGUAAGCAGCCAUCCCAGCCGCCCAGUGCUCCGGGGCGGUGGAUGAGCCCCUGCGGGUGGACUCCGAGGCUCUGCCGACCACUGACUUGAGUGCUGCAUGGCCAUGGGUGGCCCCUUUUCUGCCUGGAUCCUGCUGGGAAGCCCAGGGCUGGGGUUCCCCCAGGCCAUGGGUGCCUCUCCCUGCCUCCUGCUGCCCCUUUCCCAGGGGCUCCCAGUCCCAGCCCACUGCGGCAGGGAGUGGCUCCAGCACUGCAUGGAGAUGGUUCCCCUCGCCAGGCAGGUCACAGCACAGGGCCUGAUCCCCAUCAGCAUAUCCUCAGGCCAGGCCAGGCUGCCCUGCUCCCCACAGGGCUGAUCCAGUGCUGAUCCUGUCCUGGGAGGGAGGAUCCCAGUGUGGACAGGGAACCUGCCUUCCCAGAUUUACACAUUCCCAGUGAUGGAAAAUCUCCCACUGCCCUUGGUAACUGGUUCCAGUGGUAGAUUACAUCACUCGCAAACACAUGCCUUAUCCGAGUUGGAGUUUUCCAGCUACCUGGCUGGAAGAGGAGCCUCUCUCAGGCUGGCAUGGCCCCUGCUCUCCUCUGAGGGGCUGGACAGACAGAGCUUGUUUGCCGCCUGGCCUGGGCUCCCAGUGCCCCCAGACUCUGUGCCUGCUGGUUUGCCAGCUCAUGGGCCCAGACAUGCCAUUCCCGCAGUGGCACUGAUGAUGGACACAAGAUUCCCCGCCACAUCGGAGGAUUGCACCAGCUUUCAGGCCACAUCGGGCAGUUGUGCGUGGCCUACUGGCUACUCUCAUGCCUCACUCCAGCCCUGUGAGCCUCUGGUUCCCAGGACUCACUUCCCCUCCUGUCCAAGCUGCCUGUGUUUUGGUGAAGGACUGAACUUUUGGCCUAGUGUGACCUGGAGUUUAUUAGUCCCACAUGGAGGCAGAGGUGUCUGCCAGGGUUUUCCAGCUGCAGAAAUCUCCCUGCUCCAGCAACCUUCUUUCACUCUGGCCUGUGACACAUCCUUUCCCGUAAUGAUCCCCUGAGUGUCCCCUCUUCUCCUGUGAUGGGGCAAGGACCACAGGGCAGACCUCCCCAAGCUGAAUGAGGCUGGUCCCCUGCCCUACUCUCCCCAGGCCAUAGGGGCGAAACCCUCAAUCCCAGAUGGUCCCAGCCCUGACCCACUCCAGCCAGCCUUGGCCAUGCCAAGACUACCAGGAUGGGGCAACGCCCCUGACUGUGGCAACAUUAUGCCCAGCCAUGGGGAGCCCCAUCUGGGCCAGCUCAGGCCAUGGUCCACGGCAGUGCAUGGCCCCAACCCUAACACCAACUGCAAAUUUAAACCUUACCCUAACCCCCACUCAGACCUAAUCCUAACUCUAACCUCAACCUUAACCUCACUUCCUACUGUAACCCCAACUCUAACACUAGCCCAACUAUAACCCCAACCCCACCACCACCCCAAACCUAACCAUAAUACCAAUCCCCACUCCAGCUCCCACCCUAAUUCUAACCAUAACCCUAAUCCCAGACCUGGUCCCUACCAUAACCCCAAACUCGGCCUUGGCUCCAACCCUGACCCUCAUCCCAACCUCAAACCUAACCCUGACCCCUACUCUUGCCGUUAACCCCCACCUCCACCCCUAACCCCAGCGCCUCCCCCACCCCAACCCGCCCCGUCGCUGUCCAUGGUGCUGCCAGCGCUGCCCGGGGCUCAACGGGCCGGCGGCACCUGCGGGGCCCGGCGGGCGCGGGCG
Molecule: messenger RNA, 2798 nt
Organism: Rhea pennata
Lineage: Eukaryota; Metazoa; Chordata; Aves; Rheiformes; Rheidae
Gene: TLX2
Product: T cell leukemia homeobox 2
Exons: 3
Biological process (GO): regulation of transcription by RNA polymerase II; animal organ development
Cellular component (GO): nucleus
Molecular function (GO): DNA-binding transcription factor activity, RNA polymerase II-specific; RNA polymerase II cis-regulatory region sequence-specific DNA binding
Source: RefSeq, a predicted model, not a curated record